AUGGGAGGAGCUCUAUUUAGAACAUGUGGAGCUCAGGACAAUAACAUUAUAACACACAAACCCUUAGUAAAUGUUGAUGACUCUCCAAAUCUUUCCUCAACAACACCCUUAAAACAACAACGAAAAUCUAUUGUUGAUUCUAGGACAUCCCUCCUAAAAUCAUCUCUUUCAUCUCCUUCUAAACUUUCAAUAGGGCACUCUACUCACAAACAUGACCCUGACCUAAAUCCUCUUGUAAAUAAGACCUCCAGGCAUGAUAGGCAUCUUGCAGCAAUAGCUGCAAUUGCAAAUAGCACCGAAAUGAUCUCUAACACCUAUCCUCAAAUGAAUGAUGAAGUGCUAUCAUUCUCUCAAUCAAAACAACCGGUUUUGAGAAAGGGAAGAACCCUUUCUAUUCUUUCCUCUUCAGUAACUACAGAAACUCUGAAGGAUGUAUCUCCUCUACUCAACGAGACUACAACAAUAGAAUUGAAUCCAGGAAAUAGUUGUUCAAACCAUCCAAUUUCACAACCAAUUCAAAUAGUUGCAAUUAAUCCUAAUUUCACCAAUCCUUCUGAUGUUUCAAGCAAUACUAGUGGUGGUGGUACAGGUGGCGGAGGAAAAAUAAGAGUUGUAAAUUUGACAGACACAGAAGAUACUCUAACUGAGGAUGGAUAUGUUUAUUACGGAACUCUUAAUGACAAGUUUAAAAAUUUUAGGGCAUCACUAACAAACUCUCAUUCCUUUACAUUAUCAUCAAGUAUUAAUAGGCAAUCAAUGGGCUCUCUAAAGAGAGGAACCACUCCAACACCCGUUUCGGCUGGCUUGACAAUGUUUGUUAAUAAUCAUGAAACUCCUGAUGAAGAAGGGUUAGACUUUUCCUCAAUAAGUACAUCUUCCCUUGUGAGUGAUGCUGAAAAUGAUAUUUGUAACUUUGUUCCGUCUUCCUCCUCAAACUCUACAUCAGGAACAAGUGACACACCUCUUUUUGAACCUCAAUCAUCUCAAGAACUUCCAAUGUUUAAUAGAAAAAGUGUUGAUCUAAGGACAUCCCAGAAAUCUGAUACUGUAAGGUCUUCAACUGGAAAAAGAAUACCACUAAGUAAGAGAUAUGGUACAGUUACUGAUUUAAAUCAGGCGAUCAUGGAAGAAGAGCAACAUAUUAGAUCUAUUUCUGUUACACAUUCUCUAUCUUUAAAAUCAAAACUGAACAAGCUACAAAAAGAAGUACAAACAGUUUCUCAACUCAAUCACUCAAUGAACGAAGAUGCCUCUCUCAAAUCUCUAAAAGAUUCAUCCAACAUAUCCUCUAAGCGAACAACAACUCCCAACAAAAAUAAUAGAAGAAAAGCAAUGACUCCAAAUCCAGAAUCUAAACGAAUUCCAAUGACUGAUGAAAAACCGAUGGUCAUGAGUAUGAGUUUAACUAAUUUAUUCUCCAAUACAAAAUCAGUUUCCUGUUCUCCUGAGAUCAGUCUAUCUCCUUCUUUAGACAAUCCCAGGGACUCAUUCAAGAAAAGAUCAAUGUUUUAUAACAGCACUCAAAACUUUUGGAAUGAGAACCAUUCCAAUGACACAUUCAAAGAACCCUCUGUCAAAAAGUCCCUUGAUCAUUUUAACUCUAAUGUUAGGUCAUCCGUUUCAAUGAUAACUACUGGCCCAAUAAGACCAACUCUCCCUUCAAUAGGAAAAAAGAAAGAACUUCCCCUAAUAAUUGAUACUUUAACUAACAGGAUUACAACGUCAUCACCCACCCAAUUAAGUGUUUUCAAAUCAUUCAAUAAUGAAACACCAGAGAGAUCGACCGCUCCUACCACAGAUACCAAUGUUGGAAAUUUAGAAGUGAAAAUAAUAAUAGAAUCACCAAAUGAAUCACCCUCUCUACAACCAAAUAGAAAAGCUCCUCUUACAUUAAAACAAUUGAAAAAACAACGUCUUCAACAAUUAAAAGAAAAGAAGGAAACAGAGGAAAGAAUGAUGGAAUCUUUGAUGGAAGAACAAUCUGAAAUUAACAACUACCUCAAAGCAAUAUACAACCAUGAAUAUUACGACAUUUCAUAA
This is a messenger RNA of Naegleria gruberi, 2040 nucleotides long. RefSeq lists its product as uncharacterized. The transcript has a single exon. The record is from RefSeq and is a predicted model, not a curated record. NCBI's taxonomy places the organism in Eukaryota, Heterolobosea, Eutetramitea, Acrasida, Naegleriidae. Bases 1 to 2040 code for a protein of 679 amino acids.